Molecule: messenger RNA, 7715 nt
Organism: Poecilia reticulata (guppy)
Lineage: Eukaryota; Metazoa; Chordata; Actinopteri; Cyprinodontiformes; Poeciliidae
Gene: fosb
Product: FosB proto-oncogene, AP-1 transcription factor subunit
Biological process (GO): regulation of transcription by RNA polymerase II
Cellular component (GO): nucleus
Molecular function (GO): RNA polymerase II cis-regulatory region sequence-specific DNA binding; DNA-binding transcription factor activity, RNA polymerase II-specific
Source: RefSeq, a predicted model, not a curated record
UCGGCGAGGUAAAAAGCUUCUGGUCCAUUCAGUGGGAGAGGGAAUCCCUCAACGUCACCAAGGAUACCAAACACAACAUAUAGUCAAAUAUGGGCAUGUACGUCAGCGGAACUCCGAGGCGGGACUUCGUAGCUAGAAAAUGCCUAGCUGGUACUCGCAGCGGAUGGCUUCAUUCAUGAGUACAACAUCUACUACUCUGCACCGUGAAAAACCGGCCGGCGUCCGCCACGGGCUUUCCGUUAAAGGACCGUACAUGGAUUUAUAACUUCGCGGAGUGUUUUUUUUUUUUUUUUUUUUUUUCGAACAGCGGAUAAAUUAGAGAACACGCGGGAUUUUACAAGCGAACCAUAUCAAAAGCAGAUUGAGUUAAGCUGGAGCGAGUUUUCCCUAAUCGCGAGGAGUUGGAUUAAGUUUCUUCAUGCAACUUUUUUGGAAAGAAACCAAGACCAUCUCACUGGGAAACAACAAGAAACUUAACGGUGACACCGUGCGCUCCCUGGUUACCGCAGGUGCCACCUUCUCCUUCAGUCCCUCCGGGGAGAUGUACCAAGGGUUUCCCGGCGACCCCGACAGCGGAUCCCGUGGAAGCUCGUCUCCGUCCAUAGAGUCCCAGUACCUAUCCUCCGUGGACUCCUUCGGGAGCCCGCCCACCACCAGUGCUCCGCAGGAGUGUGUUUCAGCGGGUGCUGGCUUGAGCAUUGUGGGCAGCGGGCCAGGAAGCGGUGUCGGAGGUGAGAUGCCAGGUUCAUUCGUGCCCACCGUCACCGCCAUAACUACCAGUCAGGACCUGCAGUGGAUGGUGCAACCAACCCUCAUCUCCUCCCAGGCCUCCGGGCAGAGUAGCUCCACUGGCACCUCGACCAUGACCCAGCCAGUGUCGCUGGUGGACCCGUACGAUAUGCCGGGCCCCAGCUACUCCUCGGGGUCCUGUUUCACCCCUCCCAGUUCAGAAACUCCAGUGCCGGCGCCGGGUCCCAUCCGGCAGUCCAGACCCCGCAGCCGCCGUGCACGAGACGAGUCUGUGAGUGAAGAUGGAGAUGUUGGUGUGUUACUAACACCUGAGGAGGAGGAGAAGAGGCGCGUUCGCCGAGAGAGAAACAAGCUGGCUGCUGCCAAGUGCAGAAACCGCAGAAGGGAAUUGACAGACAGGCUGCAAUCGGAAACUGACGUACUCGAGGAGGAGAAGGCAGAGCUGGAGGCCGAGAUCUCCGAGCUGCAGAAGGAGAAAGAGCGUCUGGAGUUUGUACUGGUGGCCCACCAGCCAAACUGCAAGAUCCCGUACCAGGAGCAGGCUCAGCAGGCCUCAGUGCAGUCCCAGCUCGCUCCUCAGAGCCUGCCGCCUCCCGUCUCCAUUGUGGGCUUGACUGUGAAGGAGGACUCUUUCUAUCUCCCUCCUGCCUACUCUGCUCACCCGGCCCCCACACAGCCCCAGCCUCCGUUGCAGCAGCAGCAAGUCCAGCAGCAGCAGCAGGCUCAAGCAGGGAUGAUGCAGGAGGUAGAGUUUUCUAGUUCUUUCUACGGCUCAGCUGAGCCAGCACCUGGUGGGCCAUGCCUUAUGGCCAGUGACAGUGGUGGUGGUGUUAACCAUGACGAUGCCGCCAUUGGCAGUUACAACACCUCAUACACAUCUUCAUUUGUGUUCACCUACCCAGAGGGAGCCUGCGGGGUCAGUGCCAACCAGCGGAACAGCAGUAGCGAGCAGUCAUCCGAUUCCCUGAACUCGCCUUCGCUGCUGGCGCUCUGACUGACCGACAGACACAUGCAUGCACAGAUUACCACUCACACGCCCAAUGCUCACUGGACGCAGAGGCUGACACACGUACGCGCACAGUGCCAAUCAGUCUCCCAGAUUGAGGAAAAACAAAGUGCCAAUCAUUCGAACCUGAUUGGGUGACAGUUUACACGUCCGGAAAUAUAUUUCUAUCAAGAGCCAUAGAAAGAAAAGGAAUAAAUAAAUAAAUUGCACAUCAGAUCGAACCUUUAACAUUUGAGCUACAGCAAAGAAUACAUUCCUGUUUUGUAUUUAGUCGAAUAGUUUUAACAGGGCACGAUUAAUACGUUUCUAAAAAAAAAUAAAAAGUGCAUUACGAAAAACCUGCAGAGCCUUGGAAGACUCUUCAGACCUCUUUAACUUUUCCACAUUUUGUCACAUUAAACCACAAACUUCAAAGCGUUUCACUGGAACUUUAUGUGACGGUCCGGCAGAGAGUAGGCGAUACUUUCUAAAUGAAAGGAAACGGAUUUCUCACAGAUAUAGUGCAUUUAUAAGACAAUCCUUUGGUGGUGUUGGUGUCAUUUGGUUUACGUCUCUGACAGCUUUGUGCCUCUAGAGACUGUAAUUGUCAUCCAUUCUUCCUUUCAAAGUAGCUCAAACUCAGACAUGUUGGCUGGAGAUCAUCAGUGAACACCAAUUCUCAGCACCUGUCAUGGAUUUUGAACUGGAUUUGGGUCUAAACUUUGACAGAUCCGUCGUAACGCAGACGCAUCGGUUGAUCUAAACUCUUCCGUUAAAGCUCUGCUUGUAAGUUUGAAGUUAUUGAGCUGCAGGAAGGCAAACUUCCACCUCAGACUUAAAGUCUAUCUCCAGCGUUUAUCCUCCAACGUUGUUCUGCGUUUCUCUCCGUCCAUCUGCCAGCCAACUCCGACCGCACGCUUGCUUGUGCCCCUACGCGCAGCUUGUUGAAAAUUGUGACGGGUUCUCCUUAUGACUCCCUUUCAACAAAUUGUCAAUCUUGGAAUUUUUCUGUAAGAGCAAUGACUUGCGGGACGCACCACCGGUUGAUGUUUAGUAAACAGAUUCUCCCACCUGAGUUGUGGAUCUCUAAAGCUCCCCCAGAGAUACCACGGGCCUCUUGGCUGCUUUUGGAUACAAAGUGACAAAGUGUGGAAAAUUCAAGGCGCAUGAAAGCCUUUUGCAAGGGACUGCUCGUUACCAGUCUAAAGUGCUCUGAUUUAAAAAACUGAUUCACAAUGAAUUUUUCUUAUUAAUAUACUCUCAUUGAGUAAAAUAGAUGUUAUUGCUGCACCCCAACACGCACCAGCGCCCCCACCUUGUUCCCUCUGUCGGUUGCCCUUCUGCUAGCGCUCUUGCUUUCAUUCUUGUCCAUUAUCUUUUCUUUUUUUUUUUUUCCCCUCCUCGUCCUCGCUGUCGUUGAAUGUAUUUUUUGUGCAGAUCUGAAAUAAGGGACAGAGGAUAAUUUGUUCAGGGUCUUUUCUUGUGGAAGACAGACACCGCUCGCUCACCCGUAACCCUCCAUCUGCUCGGCUGCUCUAUAUGCUUCUUCAUUUGCUGCUUGGACUUGGCAAGUUGAGGAUCUGAGUAUCACAGCCUCCUCUAAAUCUUGUGCUUUCUGCUUUAAAAAAAAAAAAAAUCAAUCUUCCACCGUCUGCCUACCUGCCAUGCGACCCAUCUCUCCCCAUCUCUGUUUUUUUUUCUCCUCUUCUGUCUCUUUUAUUUCUCCCUCUCUCUUUGAAGUCCUCGACCACUGAGAGCCCGGAGAACCCCUCCAGCCCCUGGGACCUUGAGUGAAAAACCCGGCGCAACUAACACUUCCCACUUUAGCACCCCUGUCAUUCAAGGAUCUGGACGUCCAAACAAGAAGAGCCUCUCCUUUUUGGAGCUCACCGCUCAGAUUCCUCUUUACGAUUUGAAACAGCAGCUACACGUUACACUUAACACGCACACGGAUGCAUAAAGCGUGACACGAAAUGCCACUGUCUUCUGCUGAGCCAUUUUUUUCAUAUUGUUCGCACAGUGAAGAUUAGAUACAUCUGCUGUGCUGGAGAGUCAAAAGCGAAUAGGAACUGAGUGGAGGCAUGGAGGACAGACGCCUGCGGAGAAUAUCCUGUCAUCCGUUUUGGGUGUAGAUAUGAUAAAGUAAAAAAAAAAAAAAAAAAAAAAAAAAAAAAAGAAAGAGAGGGACCAAAAAAUGAGAGGAAAUCUCUUCUGUGGAGAUGUGACCUCAAAAAAAAAAAAAAAAAAUCUUCACAUUACAGAAACUCAACGCCCGGGGUCGAAGCGCUGAGUUUUCUCUCACCGGCGCUUUCAAGUCUCUGAAAUCUGAGGUUAUAGCUGCAGCAACUCAGAGUUUUAUCAGAUGUGAACCAAUGCAUUCAUACAGAGGAGGGACUUGUAUCUGUUUUAUUUUAUGUUGUUUUUUUUGGUUUUGUUUUUUUAAAAAAGUGUUUCAGACAACCUCUAAACGUUGGGCUCGGUGGUCUCUGCUUCCUGUCCCCUGUUCUCCCUGUGCAGAGCUGAGGAGGCGUUUAUUGUGAGUGGGUGGUCCACUCUGAGACACCUGGCCCGUUUAUUUCUUUCUUUAUUGAGGUUGAAACGACGAUCCGAGCACAAGGCAAGACCCGGAAAGAAAAAAACAACAACAAGAAAACAAAUGGAGAGAGAGAGAGAGAGAGAGAGAACACGGGGCUGAUGUUGUGGAGUGAGCGUCCUUUUUCUUUCGCCUGUGAAUUUGUAAAUUUUUUUCCCUCUGUAUUGUUUGAGUGAAAACUGUUAUAUAUUUCAGUGUUUGUUUAUGUGACUCAUUGUUCUUGCUUUCUCUUGUACUGUUGCCAUUUUUUUUUGUAUUAUUAUUUUCAAAUUUCCGUUUUGUUCAAUUUAUUCGGGAGAUUUAUUCAUAACUGUUACUAUUACUGUUUUGCGUUGUAGCCAGUUUUUUUUUUUAAAUUUUUUUUAAUUAUUAUUAUUAUUAUUUUAUUUUAUUUUAUUUUCAUUUGGCAACUUUGGAGGCAUAAAUAUGUGCACCACAAGAAAAGAAAAAAAAAUUGAAUUAAAUGUUUAUAUGCAUAUACAUUUAAACGGUAACAUGUAUAUGUAUACGUGUUAUGUACCAUGAUUGUAAUGUAUGAAUGUCUGCAGAUAUAAAUGGGAUAUUUUUGUCAAUGAAGAACAAGAUAAAAGUACAAAAAAAUACAUAUUUUUAUAAAGCAAGAAAAAAAAUUGAAUUUAAAAUACUGCCCUGUCCCUGAACAUGAAGCACGAUGUCACUGCCUUUGUCAAUGUGUAUUUAUGUUUUAUAAACAAUAUAAAAGCACUAUCCAAUUUACAUUUAUUGUAUGUUUAUAACAAUGAUGUUAGAAGAUUGUGGUUUUUGUUUGUGAGGUCUGUCCCAAAGCUACUGACCCCUUCACGCCUCCACUGAGUGAAUGUCAACAGAUGUGUUUGUGACUUGGUUCAUUUUUAAAAGGUCAAAGUUUCACACACACAAUGCAUAUCUACCCUGCACUGUCGCCUUGCAAAUUUGCGGAAAUGUUUGUUUGAAGGAUAAUAUUUAGUAAAAUGUGUUCUCAAAAAAAGCUUAAAAAUUUUAUUGUGUUUGCAAAAGAAAAAAGAGGCUUUAUUUUGAUCUAAUAAACUUGCUUAUUGGAAAAACAUCAGCAUGACUAAGGGUUUCUGCAAGGUCUUAAGAAGUCAUUAAAAAUUCAAAAUUUCAUAUGUACUGAUUAGGCAUUAAAGUUUUAAAUAUAUAUUUAAAGAAUUCCCAAUUUGAUCUCAAAUUAUAUUUGGUUAUGUCUUACAUUUGUACAUUUAUUCAGAUGUUGCUUGUGCCAUCUUCUUUUUAUUAUGUUAUUUCUUGAGAGAUGUGCUUGGAAACAUUUGUUUCGAUUAAUUUUUACUCUUGCUGAGAAACCGAGGUGUUGUCGCAUUGUUGGAAAACCAUAAAUCACAUAGUUCAUGGAAUGAAUAAACCUUGUCGAAAGAAAUGUACCAUUCAGACAUUCAGCUUCUCCUGCAAACCUGCAAAGAAAUAUUGCUUUAAAAGUGGACGAUUGUAAGUUUAGGAAAAGAAGCGGUUCUUUGUUAGGUGAGCCGCUAUCUGCUCCUUGUUCAUCAUGGAAAAAGGUACAUUUAAGUUGACUUGAAAACAGCAACUUUAAUAAGGCUAAAAUAUACUGUAAGCUACAGUCAUGAAGCUAGCUGUUUACUGUAAUAAGAUGUUGAAGUUAGGUGGGAAUAAAUGGCAAAGCCAACAAACUCAAAUUUAAUCUUAGAAAGUUAAAUUUGUCUUGCUUAAGCUAUGGAGUAAGUGGAAAAAAAUCUGAGUGAUUAAAGUAAGAAAAGUGUCUGAAUAAAAAAAAUGUUUUAUUUACUUUUGGAACAGCUUUGUUCUAAAACUCAUAAAUGUCACCAAAACUUGCAGAAACCCUGGACAAAUAAUAUGAAUGUUUGCUCCAUCUUGGCUCCCGGUGGUCAGAAAAGGGGCAGACCUCGUGUUUUUAUUAUUUUUAUUUUAUUUUAUUUUCUCUAAUCUUGAAAAAGGACUGUGUAAAAAUGCUGGAGAUGCCUUUUUUUAUUUCACUUUCCCAAAAGAUGCAAAUGUGAUGACAAAUUACGUACUGGUGUCAGAGUAAGCAUAAAACAUAUUCAAUAGUUCUCAUGUACAUAGGUUUUCGUGGUGCUACACAUACUACACGAGGCAGAUCAGAAAACGUGGCGGUGGAGUUUAGUGGUGGAAAGGCUGCACACUGCCAAUGCUGUGGCUCAAAGUGAGUGGAAAGUCCAGCUUGCCUGGUUUCCUCUGCAAACCAGAGGGAGGGAUUUUUUUUUUAUUAUAAUUUUUUUUAAAAGAGCAAAAAGUCUGAGAUCCAAGAGGUUAAUUCCCACUGCCUGCUUCUUUGGUGUGACAAAUUGAUCUCUGAACAUCCCUCCCUCACUCUGUCAGCACAUGAUUUCAUCUGUUUGAGUUUGCUUUAAAUGCCUGUACGUUUACAGUCGAGAGAGAAAAGAAAAGAAAGAAAGAGCUCUUUGCCAACUGAUUGGAAAUGGAGACUUUAGAGAAGGAAAACAGAGGUAUAGGCAGCUUAAUAAAUCCGAGACAGACAGCCUGCCUGCGACUACAUGUACUGUAAUGCUGCAACAGCAUUAACCGAAUAAGAGCUUUCCUAUUUUUCUAUGAUGAGGUGAAUGUUGCUACGUGUUUCUAUUUUUCCAGAGUUGUCCUUUCGCCGCUCACAUUAUCCCUGUUAUGAAAUGCAAUACUUACAGUCUGAACUUAAUGUAGCAUAUCCUGCAGUAAUUAGACACACUGCUACUCUGUGUCAAGUGUGAUGAUGUAUUGCUAUACCUAUCCACUUUUGUUACAGUAUUAAAUAUGAAUACGUAAAUAAAUAUUCAAAGUGACAUUUAUUUUGAGACAAUCUUGAUGAAAAGGAGAUAGCUCUGAGGUGUACGUGUUUUUUUUUUUUAAUUUACUGAUGAUGAACAGUUUCAGAAAACUUUAGUGAGAGUCUCUUCUUUUUAUUGUUUUUACAAUUUCUAUUUCUUUUUUCUAGGAGCUAAACAUUUACCAUUUAGUGCUUUCUGAAUAUAUAGAAAUAAAAACAAAUGUGAAAUAUUUUUGAACUUAUAUCCAAAGAAGAUUAAAUUUAACAUGUUACUUGAGGCGCAUGGAUGAAAAUAUAUCGUGUUCAGGAGCGUUCUCUGACCUUAUUUGUUUGUUACUCCUGAAAAAAAGAACAAAAAAAAAAAAACAAAACAACAAAAAAAUGAAAUAUUUACAGUGUUUCCUUUACUGCUCCAGCUCGCUGACUCUUUCUGUGCAGACAUUAGCCUCUGGUCCUAUUGUUAUGAAAAGUUUACAUUAUAAAGUUUUUCCUCUUGAUUGUAAAAUGCCACGGGGGCUUCAACUUUUACUGAUGGUUACACUACCAUUUGAGAUUCGUGAAGAAAACGUAAAUAAAAAUCCUAUUAUAAAGUG